Puma concolor (puma) is the source of this 1599-nucleotide messenger RNA. It is a transcript of the gene PUS10, whose product is annotated as pseudouridine synthase 10. Gene Ontology annotation, biological process: tRNA pseudouridine synthesis. Gene Ontology annotation, molecular function: pseudouridine synthase activity; RNA binding. Lineage: Eukaryota; Metazoa; Chordata; Mammalia; Carnivora; Felidae. The record is from RefSeq and is a predicted model, not a curated record.
AUGUUUCCACUGACGGAGGAAAAUAAGCAUGUGGCCCAGUUGUUGCUCAGUACUGGUACCUGUCCAAGAUGUAUCUUCAGAUUCUGUGGUGUGGAUUUUCAUGCACCUUACAAACGUCCCUACAAGGAGUUGCUCAAUGAACUACAGAAAUUUUUGGAAACUGAAAAAGAGGAAUUAAUUUCGGAUGUUCCAAACCCACCUCCCAAGAAAAUUCGACUACAAGAACUAGAAGAUGGGAUUGAUGGGAUUGAUAAUCUGAGUCAAAAUGGAGAGGGGAGGGUCUCCAUUUUGGAAGAUGGUAGCAUUGCUUCUAAGAACUCAAAUUUAAAUGUAUGCAAUGUAUGUCUAGGAAUUCUUCAAGAAUUCUGUGAAAAAGAGUUCAUUAAAAAGGUGUGCCAAAAAGUUGAGGCCUCUGGUUUUGAAUUUACCAACUUGGUAUUUUCAGUCUCCUUCCCACCACAGCUAUCUGUAAGAGAGCAUGCUGCAUGGUUGCUGGUAAAACAGGAAAUGGGAAAGCAGAAUCUGUCGCUGGGAAGAAACGAUAUAGUACAGCUAAAAGAAGCCUACAAAUGGAUAACUCACCCCCUGUUUUCAGAGGAACUGGGUGUUCCCAUUGAUGGAAAGAGCUUGUUUGAAGUGAGUGUGAUCUUUGCUCACCCAGAAACAGUUGAGGAUUGCCACUUCCUACGUGCAAUAUGCCCAGAUUGCUUCAAGCCAGCCAAAAACAAGCAGUCAGUGUUCACUAGAAUGGCAGUUAUGAAAGCGUUGAAUAAGAUAAAAGAAGAGGAUUUCCGCAAGCAGUUUCCUUGUCCUCCAAACUCACCAAAGGCUGUAUGCACUGUUCUUGAAAUUGAGUGUGCUCAUGGUGCUGUUUUUGUGGCUGGGAGAUAUAAUAAAUAUUCCAGGAAUCUACCGCAAACUCCUUGGAUAAUUGAUGGAGAAAGGAAGCUGGAAUCUUCAGUGGAAGAAUUAAUUUCAGAUCAUCUUUUGGCAGUAUUCAAAGCAGAGAGUUUUAAUUUUUCCUCCUCUGGAAGAGAAGAUGUAGAUGUGAGAACAUUAGGAAAUGGAAGGCCCUUUGCAAUUGAGCUGGUGAAUCCUCAUAGAGUACAUUUCACUUCACAAGAAAUUAAGGAACUUCAGCAGAAAAUUAAUAAUUCGUCUAACAAAAUCCAAGUCCGUGACUUGCAGCUUGUCACAAGAGAGGCAAUAGGACAUAUGAAAGAAGGUGAAGAAGAAAAGACCAAAUCCUACAGUGCCUUAAUAUGGACAAAUAAAGCCAUACAGAAAAAAGACAUUGAAUUCCUAAAUGACAUAAAGGACUUAAAGAUUGACCAGAAAACACCCCUCCGAGUCCUGCAUCGGAGGCCCUUGGCUGUGAGAACUCGCAUCAUUCACUCCAUGGAGACGCGCUAUGUGGAUGAACAUCACUUCCACCUCUACCUGAAGACUCAAGCUGGCACCUACAUUAAAGAGUUUGUACAUGGAGACUUUGGGAGAACCAAGCCGAACAUUGGCUCUCUAAUGAAUAUGACUGCAGACAUUCUUGAGCUGGAUGUUGAGUCUGUAGAUGUUGACUGGCCCCCUGCUCUGAAUGACUAG